Messenger RNA from Neocloeon triangulifer, 1646 nucleotides. RefSeq lists its product as uncharacterized. The transcript is spliced from 6 exons. The coding region runs from base 93 to 1580 and encodes 495 amino acids. Lineage: Eukaryota; Metazoa; Arthropoda; Insecta; Ephemeroptera; Baetidae. Gene Ontology annotation, molecular function: olfactory receptor activity; odorant binding. Gene Ontology annotation, biological process: sensory perception of smell; detection of chemical stimulus involved in sensory perception of smell. Gene Ontology annotation, cellular component: plasma membrane. The record is from RefSeq and is a predicted model, not a curated record.
ACUCGUGAUCUCUUGAUAAGAUCGGACGAGAAAAGCAAUGAAUUGAUUUUCUAAAUGUGCCAACCAAAUUUCUGAUAACGUUUCAUGAUAAUAUGAAUGACGAGUCAAUAAAUCACACCCUUUAUUUACGAGCUUUGCUCCAAACGCCACCUCUGAUUGCUCUGACUGAAACACAGUCAAGAAAGAAGCUUACAAAAUUUAGUUACUUGGUCUUUAAAAUUGAAUUAAAGAAACGAAAAGGUGAGAAAGAGACGCAAUUUUUAUUUUUCUUUAAUUUAAUUUGGGAUGAAUUCCAGAAUAUAUUUUUUCCUAUCAAUAUUUAUUCUAUUUCAAAACAGAUGGAGAAUCGAAAGCGAUAUUUUGGAUUUCAACUACUGAAAGUUUUGCUAAUUAUUUGUGGACAGCAUUUGAAAAUUUGCUCCGAUUUUGAGCCGAGAUCCAAAUUGGGGAAGUUCAUUUUAAAAGUGUAUUCCACUUCCCUGACCAUCGCAACUUUUGCCUUCUUCGUUAUUGGUGUUUUUGCACUAUUCAGGAACCUAGGCAACUUCAAGAACGCUAUUUACCUUGCGGUCACCUUUCUGAGUUUCUUCGAAUGCUUUAUGCGGUUGGUUUACACUGCGUGGAAGAAAAAGAAAAUUGAGUCGAUUUCUACUCGGCUCCGUUCCAUCCUCUACACUAGCCAACUUGACACUGGCGAAUUUGCAAAGAGCUUGGCAAAGGUUGUGGCCUUCCUACUGAUUUUUCUUUUUACGACGUUUGGAAUUUCCUUGCUUGUGGAUUUCUUAACCAUAAUAAGCCAAAUGGACAAACUCUACGACAGCAUUAGGAAUUUGACAGAAAUCAGUGAAAUUGAGAAGGCUGUCGCGAAUAAUAAUGCAUCAGUAGAAGCAACCAACGCGUGGUCCUACGUUGCGCCGCUAUAUGCAAUUUGGCCUUCAUUCAUCGCAGCUCGAAUUUACGGGGCUAUAAUUUUUUCCGUUUUCUAUUUGUCGUUUGGAAGGGUUCUAGCUUCAGACGCCCUUUUCUAUACUUGGUACAAAAUCAUCAUCUUCCAAUCGAGUCGAUCAUCACAAGACCUGCCACAAGUUUUGGAAAACGACACGGGAGAGGAAACAAAACUUCAAAAUUGGAUAGAAAAUCACCACUCGAUAAACGAUUUACUUGACGAGAUAAAUUCGCUAACUGCACCUGCGAUUGUCAUUGCUGUUGCAGCUGCAGGAUUACGAAUUUGCAUUUUCUUUUACAUGAUUUUGAGGCUUUAUGACGACGCAAAUGUGGUUUCUGUUUUCGUUUACGGAAUCACAGCAGCGCAGCAAAUUUUCAUAUACUGCAUUUUGGGCCAACAAAUCAAGAACAAUCUGGAAAAUCUACAUACGAUUGCUCAAAAGGAGCUUUGGAAACAAACUUAUGGCUCUGGUCGGCACGCGGCCCUAAUUGUGUGCACCACAGCGGGUGACAACUUGAGCCAAAGCUUGCCUGGAACACCCUUUUUUCACAUGUCUUUGCAUUAUCUAGCAACGAUCAUUGGAGCAGUCGUGACUUAUUUUAUUGUUCUGAUGCAACUUAAUAAAGUUGAUUGAUGUCUUUUAAGAAGAAUCAAUUAAUUAAAAUGAUUGUACAGUUAAGAAUAAUGUUAAUUAAUUAAA